Messenger RNA from Phycodurus eques (leafy seadragon), 3160 nucleotides. It is a transcript of the gene grik2, whose product is annotated as glutamate receptor, ionotropic, kainate 2. Gene Ontology annotation, molecular function: kainate selective glutamate receptor activity; transmitter-gated monoatomic ion channel activity involved in regulation of postsynaptic membrane potential. Gene Ontology annotation, cellular component: postsynaptic membrane; plasma membrane; kainate selective glutamate receptor complex. Gene Ontology annotation, biological process: monoatomic ion transport; synaptic transmission, glutamatergic; modulation of chemical synaptic transmission. NCBI's taxonomy places the organism in Eukaryota, Metazoa, Chordata, Actinopteri, Syngnathiformes, Syngnathidae. The record is from RefSeq and is a predicted model, not a curated record. The transcript has 16 exons. The coding region runs from base 368 to 3079 and encodes 903 amino acids.
CUCCCACUAUUAUCUGGCUCCGCUCCACUUGCAAUGCAGCUCGACUCGCGUCAAGUCUCCCCUGCUGUGUCUGCUAAAGCUGCCUGUGUCGCCCCCCAGAUGGAUUUCUUCAAACCGCGUCCCGCCUGACGCGGAUGCCCCUUCGGGUCCUCCACCAUCUCCUCCAUCAUCACCGUCAUCAUCUCCUCCCUCAGCCGAGGACUUUGCUUGCUUUCAUUUGCUUGUUGGUGCGGUGAGCCGGACGCUCAGUAUUUGUUGUUGUUGUUGUUGUUUUUGCCCCCCGGGUGUAAGGGAACAGUCGCCCCAACCUGGCCGAGUGAAAGAGAAAAAACGUACAUCUGGGAAAUACACCGAGAAUUCGAGCAGCAUGAAGAUGAGCUCCCAUCUGACAUCGAGGUGCAGGCUGCUCCUGCUGCUUUUCCACUGCGUGGGAGAUUCUCACGGGAUGCCACACGUCUUGAGAUUCGGCGGGAUAUUUGAGUCCAUGGAAAGUGGCCCAUCGGGUGCUGAAGAACUAGCCUUUAAAUUUGCUUUAAACACAAUCAACAGGAACCGAACUCUACUGCCAAACACCACUCUUACUUAUGACAUCCAAAGGAUAAACAUCUAUGAUAGCUUUGAGGCCUCCAGAAAAGCCUGUGACCAGCUUUCUCUCGGAGUGGCAGCUAUAUUUGGUCCUUCUCACAGUUCUUCAGCCAAUGCUGUCCAGUCCAUCUGUAAUGCAUUGGGGGUGCCUCACAUCCAGACCAAGUGGAAACACCAGGUUUCAGACAACAAAGACAUCUUCUAUGUCAGCUUGUAUCCAGACUUCUCAUCCUUGAGCAGAGCAAUCCUGGACUUGGUCCACUUCUUCAAGUGGAAGACGGUCACAGUUGUUUAUGAUGACAGCACUGGUCUAAUUCGAUUGCAAGAACUUAUAAAGGCCCCAUCACGGUACAACAUUCGAUUAAAGAUCCGGCAAUUUCCUGCACAGACCAAAGAUGCCAAACCACUGUUAAAAGAGAUGAAGAGAGGGAAGGAGUUUCACAUUAUCUUUGACUGUGGACAUGAAAUGGCUGCUGGGAUCUUAAAACAGGCUCUUGCUAUGGGGAUGAUGACAGAAUACUAUCACUAUAUAUUUACCACACUGGAUCUAUUUGCCCUUGAUCUGGAGCCAUACCGGUACAGUGGUGUAAACAUGACUGCCUUUAGAAUUCUCAACACUGAGAACAGCCAAGUGGCUUCCAUCAUAGAGAAGUGGUCCAUGGAACGACUGCAGGCUCCCCCUAAACCUGACUCUGGUCUUCUGGAUGGCUUCAUGACAACGGAUGCUGCACUAAUGUACGACGCGGUGCACGUGGUGGCCGUGGCUGUGCAGCAGUCUCAGCAGAUCACUGUCAGUUCCUUACAGUGUAACCGACAUAAGCCUUGGCGCUUUGGGAACCGCUUCAUGGCCCUCAUCAAAGAGGCCCACUGGGAUGGCCUGACUGGGAGAAUAACUUUCAACCAGACCAAUGGCUUGAGGACAGACUUCGACCUUGAUGUUAUCAGCUUGAAGGAGGAGGGGCUAGAGAAGACUGGGACCUGGGACCCUCCAAGUGGCCUUAACAUGACGGAUAACCAGAGAGGAAAGACAACUAACGUCUCUGAUUCCUUAUCCAACCGAUCCCUUGUCAUCUCAACUAUAUUGGAGGAGCCAUAUGUGAUGUUUAAGAAGUCUGAUAAGCCUCUGUAUGGGAAUAACCGCUUUGAGGGAUACUGCAUCGACCUGCUGAGAGAGCUCGCCAACAUCUUGGGCUUUACCUAUGAAAUCCGCUUAGUGGAAGAUGGAAAAUAUGGUGCCCAGGAAGAAAAUACAGGCCAGUGGAAUGGCAUGGUGAAGGAAUUAAUUGACCAUAGAGCCGAUCUGGCAGUGGCACCCCUUGUCAUCACAUACGUGCGUGAGAAGGUUAUUGACUUCUCCAAGCCCUUCAUGACAUUGGGUAUCAGUAUACUCUACCGCAAGCCAAAUGGGACCAACCCAGGGGUCUUCUCCUUCCUCAACCCCCUUUCACCUGAUAUCUGGAUGUAUAUUCUGCUGGCUUACUUGGGUGUCAGUUGUGUGCUGUUUGUCAUAGCCAGGUUUAGUCCCGACGAGUGGUAUAAUCCCCACCCUUGCAACCCUGACUCGGAUGUAGUGGAAAACAAUUUCACCCUGCUAAAUAGUUUCUGGUUCGGAGUUGGAGCUCUCAUGCAGCAAGGAUCUGAGCUCAUGCCGAAAGCCCUCUCCACCAGAAUUGUAGGAGGAAUCUGGUGGUUUUUUACUCUCAUCAUCAUUUCCUCCUACACGGCAAACCUUGCAGCCUUCCUCACUGUGGAAAGGAUGGAGUCCCCUGUUGACUCUGCUGAUGAACUGGCCAAGCAGACCAAGAUAGAAUAUGGAUUGGUAGAGGAUGGUGCGACUAUGACUUUCUUCAAGAAAACCAAGAUCUCCACUUAUGAUAAAAUGUGGGAAUUCAUGAGCAGUAGGCGGCAUUCUGUGAUGGUAAAGAAUGUUGAAGAAGGCAUUCACAGAGUACUCACCUCAGAUUAUGCUUUCCUCAUGGAGUCGACGAGCAUUGAAUUUGCCAUACAGCGCAACUGCAACCUCACCCAGAUUGGAAGCCUUAUUGACUCACAAGCCUAUGGGAUUGGCACUCCAAUGGGCUCUCCAUACAGGGACAAGAUCACUAUUGCCAUCCUGCAGCUUCAGGAGGAAGGCAAGCUGCACAUGAUGAAGGAGAAGUGGUGGCGAGGAAAUGGCUGCCCAGAAGAGGAAAGUAAGGAGGCUAGCGCCCUUGGGGUUCAAAACAUUGGCGGAAUCUUCAUUGUUUUAGCUGCCGGACUUGUCCUCUCCGUGUUUGUGGCAGUGGGAGAGUUUCUCUACAAGUCCAAACAAAAUGCUGAACUUGAAAAGAGGUCCUUCUGCAGUGUCAUGGUGGACGAACUGAGGGUGUCACUGAAGUGCCAGCGCAGGCUCAAACACAAGCCUCAGCCACUCGUCAUGGCAAAAACGGAGGCGGUUAUCAACAUGCACACCUUCAACGACCGCAGACUGCCAGGGAAAGAGACCAUGACAUGAAAUGGGAAUCACUUUCUCACACUCAGCUCUGCAAUGAGGAUGCAUGUAGAGACACUUGGCAGAAAUGUGGGGGAAAUUGGU